AUGUCUGCAGCUCCCGCCAGCAAUGGAGUGUUUGUCGUCAUCCUGCCAAGCAAUGCCAGUGGCCUCUGCCCACCUCCAGCCAUUCCGCCCACAUCCAUGUGCCAACCUCCAGGGAUUAUGCAGUUUGAGGAGCCACCACUGGGGGUACAGAUACCAAGGGCCACACAGCCACCUGACUUGCAGCCUGUGGAGACAUUCCUGACAGGAGAGCCCAAAGUUUUGGGGACGGUGCAGAUCCUCAUCGGCCUCAUCCACCUGGGCUUUGGCAGCGUGCUGCUCUUGGUUCGCCGCGGCCACGUGGGCAUCUUCUUCAUCGAGGGCGGUGUCCCCUUCUGGGGAGGAGCCUGCUUCAUCAUCUCCGGAUCCCUCUCAGUGGCAGCUGAGAAGAACCACGCCAGCUGCCUGGUGAGGAGCAGCCUGGGCACCAACAUCCUCAGCGUCGUGGUGGCCUUUGCUGGGACAGCCAUUCUGCUCAUGGAUUUUGGUGUUACUAACUGGGAUGUGGACAGGGGCUAUCUGGCUGUGCUUACUAUCUUCACCAUCCUGGAGUUCUUCAUCGCAGUCACUGCCACUCACUUCGGGUGCCAAGCCACCCAUGCCCAGGCCAGUGCACCUGUGAUCUUCCUGCCAAACGCCUUCACCGCAGACUUCAACAUCCCCAGCCCGGCAGCCUCUCCACCCCCUGCCUAUGACAAUGUGGCAUAUGCCCAAGGAGUCGUCUGAGUAGCAGAUGUGGCACCUGCGGGUGGAGUCCAGCCUUUUCCCUCUGGGCCCAGCCUCUCCCCACCCCCACCUUGUUCAUCAGGGGCCAGCCCCAUCCCAGCUGCCCUCCCUCACCACAUCCACACAUGCUCCGGCAUCUGAGUGAAGCGUGCCCAGGGACGUCU
Messenger RNA from Nomascus leucogenys (northern white-cheeked gibbon), 887 nucleotides. It is a transcript of the gene MS4A15, whose product is annotated as membrane spanning 4-domains A15. Gene Ontology annotation, cellular component: plasma membrane. Lineage: Eukaryota; Metazoa; Chordata; Mammalia; Primates; Hylobatidae. Gene Ontology annotation, biological process: cell surface receptor signaling pathway. The record is from RefSeq and is a predicted model, not a curated record.